Molecule: messenger RNA, 5439 nt
Organism: Rhineura floridana
Lineage: Eukaryota; Metazoa; Chordata; Lepidosauria; Squamata; Rhineuridae
Gene: ROCK2
Product: Rho associated coiled-coil containing protein kinase 2
Exons: 34
Coding region: 967-5310 (1447 amino acids)
Biological process (GO): Rho protein signal transduction; smooth muscle contraction; regulation of cell junction assembly
Cellular component (GO): centrosome; cytoskeleton; cytoplasm
Molecular function (GO): ATP binding; Rho-dependent protein serine/threonine kinase activity; small GTPase binding
Source: RefSeq, a predicted model, not a curated record
AUUUCCUCAUUUCUCUCCCUCCUGCUGCCCUCAGCCCGCCUGCCUGUUAGCGGGGCUCCGACAAGGAGCGGAGGCUUGUGGGUAACGGGGAGGCCAUAGCAGCGGCAACAGGAAUAGUUCCCUAAGGCGGGAGCAGCAGCAACAGCGGAGACAAAAAUGGGGCGAUAGCUGCAGUCAUUAGAGUAACUGAAAGGGCAGUAACUUGCAAAGAGGGGGGUGUUUGAGGCAGCCAGACCCAUUGAGUGACAGAAACGCCCGAGAGAGAGAGAACUCAGCGAGGCGGGCCUAGCCCUCCCUCCAAAAGAGGAGGAGGAAGAAGAGGGAGGAAGCUGGGCUCUUCUACCGCUGGCUUGCCGGCUUGCCUCCUCUCCUCUCCUCUUGUCUUCUCCCCGUCGGGUAUUGACCUGGUGCAAAAUGGCCGAGGCAGAGUGGGAAGCCCAGCCGUGACUUGUUUUCCCGCCUAGUCUGUGGAGAAGAGGGCGAGGGUGAAAAACGCGGCGGCGGUGGUAGGAGCUUCCCGCGGGAAUCGACGCUUUCCUCCCCUCCGCCGCCCACCUUCCCCCUCUCUAGGCAGUUCAUGCUUGGGAAGCGGAGUGGGGGCUCCAGGGGGGCGGGUGAAGCAGCGGCGAUAGCGCCCGCCCCAAUCGGGGGAGGAGGAGGGAGAGGGCGGCCGCUUGCGCCCCUCUCUUGCUGCUGAGACAGGCCUGGCCGGACCAGGCCAGACCGAGCAAGCCCCGUCUUUUCCUCUCGGCCGGCUGGCGGGCUGCUCUGCUUUCCACAGCCGCGACUCAAUAGGCCCUGAAGCGGAUACUUACCGGCGGUCCUGGCGGCGGAAGGCGCUCCUUGCUUGCUGCUGCCGCCGCCGCCCUCCUUUCCUCCUGCCAGACAGCCAUCGCCGGGCUUGCCUUGGCGCCCGGGAAGGGAGAGGAAAAAGAAAGUGGUAGGAAACCCGCCGGGAGCGGGAGAAUGAACCAUCAGCAACAGCAGCCGGUGAAAAUGUUUGCUUCCCCGCCGCUAGAAUGCGGGGAAGGGAUCACGGGGCGCCAAAGGAAGCUGGAGUCCAUGAUCCGGGACCCCCGGUCUCCGGUCAAUGUAGAAAGUUUGUUGGAUAUUUUGAACUCCUUAGUUCUUGAUCUGGAUUAUCCAGCACUGAGGAAGAACAAGAACGUAGACAACUUCUUAAACAGAUAUGAAAAAGUUGUAGAAAAAAUCGGUGCUCUUCAAAUGAAAGCAGAAGACUAUGAUGUUGUUAAAGUGAUUGGAAGAGGGGCAUUUGGUGAAGUACAGCUGGUUCGCCAUAAAAUAACACAGAAGGCUUAUGCAAUGAAACUUCUUAGUAAAUUUGAAAUGCUCAAACGAUCAGAUUCAGCCUUUUUCUGGGAGGAGAGAGAUAUAAUGGCCUUUGCCAACAGUCCAUGGGUAGUUCAGCUUUUUAGUGCCUUUCAAGAUGACCGAUACCUAUACAUGGUAAUGGAAUACAUGCCAGGUGGAGAUCUUGUCAACCUCAUGAGCAAUUAUGAUGUGCCUGAGAAGUGGGCCAAAUUUUAUACAGCUGAAGUCGUCCUUGCUCUUGAUGCAAUUCAUUCCAUGGGCUUGAUUCAUAGAGAUGUGAAACCUGACAACAUGCUUUUGGAUAAAUACGGACAUCUGAAGCUUGCAGAUUUUGGUACUUGUAUGAAAAUGGAUGAAACAGGGAUGGUGCAUUGUGAUACCGCCGUUGGAACACCAGACUACAUAUCACCUGAAGUAUUAAAGUCGCAAGGUGGUGAUGGUUAUUAUGGGCAGGAGUGCGACUGGUGGUCUGUAGGAGUUUUCCUGUUUGAGAUGCUAGUUGGAGAUACUCCAUUUUAUGCCGAUUCAUUGGUGGGAACAUAUAGUAAAAUAAUGGAUCAUAAGAACUCGUUACAUUUCCCAGAAGACGUAGAAAUCUCGAAGCAUGCAAAAGACCUUAUUUGUGCCUUUUUAACAGACAGGGAGGUGCGUCUCGGAAGGCAUGGUGUAGAAGAAAUUAAAUCUCAUCUGUUCUUUAAGAAUGAUCAAUGGGAUUGGGAUAACAUUCGAGACACUGCAGCACCGGUUGUACCUGAGCUGAGUAGUGACAUAGAUAGCAGCAAUUUUGAUGACAUUGAAGAUGAUAAAGGAGAUGUUGAAACCUUUCCGGUCCCCAAAGCCUUUGUUGGAAACCAGUUGCCUUUCAUAGGAUUUACUUACUUUAGAGAGAACCUGUUGCUAAGUGACUUUUCUGAACUCUGUAGGGAAGUUGAACCCUGCAAGAACAAUGGGACAAAGAAAAACGAGGCAAAGAAAAAUGAGGAUAGUGAAGAGUUUGCACUGUUUCAGGAAAAAGUAAGCAAAUUGGAAGAUCAACUUCAUAAUGAAAUACAAGCCAAGGAUGAGCUUGAGCAGAAAUUCAGAACUAUUAAUAAUCGCCUAGAGAAGAUAAUGAAGGAAUUGGAUGAGGAGGUAACCUCAAGAAAAAAUCUGGAAUCUGCCUUAAGACAGUUGGAAAGAGAGAGAGCUCUUCUCCAGCAUAAGAAUGCAGAAUACCAGAGGAAAGCAGAACACGAGGCAGAUAAAAAACGCAAUCUAGAAAAUGAUGUUAACAGUUUAAAAGACCAGCUUGAAGAUUUGAAAAAGAGGAAUCAGAACUCUCAAAUAUCAAAUGAAAAAAUAACUCAACUACAAAGACAGCUGGAUGAAGCCAAUGCUUUGCUGCGCACAGAGUCUGAUACAGCAGCCAGGUUGAGAAAAAACCAGACAGAAAGUACAAAGCAGAUUCAGCAGCUGGAAGCUAAUAACAGAGAUCUUCAGGAUAAGAACUGUGGACUAGAGAAUACUAAACUCAGACUUGAGAAGGACUUCCUCAAUCUGCAGUCAGCUCUAGAAUCUGAAAGAAGAGAUCGAACACAUGGGUCGGAGAUUAUUAAUGACCUACAGGCCCGCAUAUCUAGUUUGGAAGAAGAAGUAAAAAAUGGAAAGAUUGUAUUAGCUAAAAUGGAGACAGAGAAAAGACAAUUACAAGACAGAUUCACAGAUCUGGAGAAGGAGAAGAGCAAUACGGAAAUAGACAUGACGUACAAGCUUAAAGUCAUCCAGCAGAACUUGGAGCAAGAAGAAGCUGAACAUAAGGCAACAAAAGCCCGACUAGCAGACAAAAAUAAAAUCUAUAAGUCCAUUGAGGAAGCCAAAUCUGAAGCCAUGAAAGAAAUGGAAAAGAAGCUUUUGGAAGAGAGAGUUUUAAAAGUAAAAGUAGAAAACUGCUUAUUAGAAGUAGAGAAGCGCUGUUCCAUGUUGGAUUGUGACUUGAAACAGUCGCAACAGAAAAUAAACGAGUUGCUAAAGGAAAAAGAUAAAUUAAGUGAGGAUGUUGAAAAUCUGACACUAAAAAUAGAACAGGAAACGCAAAAGCGCUCUCUGACACAAAAUGACCUGAAGAUGCAAACGCAGAAUGUCAAUUCUUUGAAAAUGUCGGAAAAACAACUAAAGCAGGAAAACAACCAUCUUUUGGAAAUCAAACUCAGUUUAGAAAAGCAGAAUAACGAACUUCGCAAGGAACGUCAAGAUGCUGAUGGACAGAUGAAGGAACUUCAAGACCAACUUGAAGCAGAACAGUAUUUUUCAACACUGUAUAAAACUCAAGUUCGGGAACUGAAAGAAGAAUGUGAAGAAAAGACAAAAAUCUGUAAAGAAAUGCAACAAAAAAUACAAGAGUUGCAGGAUGAGAGGGAUUCUUUGGCAGCGCAACUUGAGAUUACUUUAACUAAAGCAGAUUCAGAGCAGUUGGCUCGCUCCAUUGCUGAAGAACAGUACUCUGAUUUGGAAAAGGAAAAGAUAAUGAAGGAAUUAGAAAUAAAAGAAAUGAUGGCUAGGCAUAAGCAGGAACUUGCUGAAAAAGAUGCCACAAUAGGAUCUCUGGAAGAAGCAAAUAGGACACUAACUAGUGAUGUGGCUAAUCUUGCAAAUGAGAAAGAAGAAUUGAAUAACAAGCUCAAAGAAGUACAAGAACAAAUUACCCUAAUGAAUGCAGAAGAAGAUGAGAUAGUGCUGCUGAAGAACCAAUAUGAGAAACAGCUGGCUUAUGAGCGAACGAUGAAAACACAGGCUGUAAAUAAGUUAGCUGAAGUGAUGAACCGUAAGAAUCCUAUCCAGCGAGGAGCUGACACUGAUGUUAGAAGAAAAGAAAAAGAGAACAGGAAACUGCAUAUGGAGCUGAAGUCCGAACGUGAAAAAUUAACUCAGAUGAUGAUCAAAUAUCAGAGGGAGAUAAAUGAGAUGCAAGCACAAAUAGCGGAAGAGAGCCAGAUACGAAUAGAACUGCAAAUGGCUCUGGACAGCAAAGACAGUGACAUUGAGCAGCUUCGCUCACAGCUUCAAUCAAUACACUUUGGUCUAGACAGCACCAGUAUAUCCUGUGGCCCUGGGGAAACAGAAGCCGAAGAUGGAUUCCCUGAGUCACGACUAGAGGGUUGGCUAUCGUUGCCUGCCCGAAACAAUACAAAAAAAUUUGGAUGGGUUAAAAAGUAUAUAAUUGUGAGCAGCAAGAAGAUACUAUUCUAUCACAGUGAGCAAGAUAAGGACCAAUCAAACCCUUACAUGGUGUUAGACAUAGACAAAUUGUUCCAUGUUCGGCCUGUCACGCAAACUGAUGUGUACAGAGCAGAUUCCAAAGAUAUUCCUAGGAUUUUCCAGAUCCUGUAUGAUAAUGAAGGAGAAAGCAAAAAGGAGCAAGAAUUUCCCGUAGAGUCAGCAGGGGAGAAGUCAAAUUAUAUUUGCCACAAAGGACACGAGUUCAUACCAACACUGUAUCACUUUCCAACCAACUGUGAGGCUUGUAUGAAGCCCUUAUGGCACAUGUUCAAACCUCCUCCUGCUUUGGAAUGCCGCCGCUGCCAUAUUAAAUGUCAUAAAGAUCACAUGGAUAAAAAGGAAGAGAUUAUAGCACCUUGCAAAGUUAAUUAUGAUAUUUCAACUGCAAAGAAUCUACUACUGUUGGCCAAUUCUACAGAGGAACAGCAGAAAUGGGUGAGCCGCCUGGGGAAAAAGAUUCCCAAAAAGCCUCCAGCACCAGAUCCUUUCGCACGAUCAUCACCAAGAACUUCCAUGAAAAUACAACCAAACCAAUCAAUAAGACGGCCAAGUAAACAACUCCCUCCGAACAAAAAGGAAGGCUUUCCUACAAGAUUGAUUGAUAUGACAUGUAGAGACUGGGAUUGGUCAUUUGAUGAUUUUGAUAUUGAUAUUGAUUUUAAUAUUGAUGCUGAGAACGAUAACGAACUUGAUGAUAGCGAUGAUGAUAACGAUGUGUUCUGAAGAGCUAACUGCCUUCUUAUGAAUACAGUCUCUACUGAAGGGGAUAAGACUGAACCAUCAUCUGCGGAUUUACAAAUAUAUAUGUUUCUGAAAGACAGUUUAUAUAUAAAUAUAUAUAUCAGAAGUUUA